CGAUUUUGUUGGAGCAGGUUGACAGACAGCCAUGGGGAAGAUAACAUUUAAAAUCAAUGGAUUGCAGUAUUCAGUGGGAUGCGAGGUGAGCUCGGACGUGACGCUGCUGGACUACCUGCGGCUGUACGCAGGGCUGCGUGGCACCAAGUACAUGUGUCGCGAGGGUGGCUGCGGAGCAUGCAUCGUCAGCGUACACCAACCUGCUGGAACAACUUAUGCCGUCAACUCGUGCAUGAAACCCGUGACAUCAUGCCAUGGACUGGAGAUCACCACCAUCGAGGGUUUGGGUAACAGACUAAAAGGCUACCAUGAACUGCAGACGACAUUGGCAAACGAUCAUGGUUCUCAAUGUGGAUACUGCUCUCCGGCUUGGGUUAUGUCGAUGAACAGCUUGCUUCAAUCCAAUCCUGACAUCACAAUGUUGGAAAUAGAGAAAUCAUUAUCCAGCAACGUUUGCCGUUGUACUGGUUAUAGACCUAUUCUGGAAGCAUUUAGGAAAUUCGCCUCUGAUGCUCCAAGACAAAUUAAGCUACCAGACAUAGAAGAUCUCAAAAUUUGUAACAAAACUGGAGAAAAAUGUGAUAAAAGCAAUUGUGAGGAUAGUGAGUGGUGCUUUGUAGAACAACAAGUUGACAAAGAUGAUAUUAUUGAGAUAAAAUUAAAAGAUAAAAGGCUUUGGUAUCGAGUAAACAAAGUCAAAGAUAUAUUCACAAUACUUGGAAAAAAAGGUGACGAGUCCUACAUGCUGGUAGCUGGGAAUACUGCAAGAGGAGUAUAUCCCAUAGAUGAGUUCCCUCAGGUCCUUAUAGACAUAAGUGGAGUCCAGGAACUGAAAGGGUACUCACUCGAUCAGAACUUGAUUGUGAACGCUGGUACCACGCUUACGGAGUUCUUGCAGAUACUAAAAACUGUAGCUAAAGAAGAAUACUUUGGAUAUCUGCAGACGAUAUAUAAUCAUAUUGAGAAAGUUGCACAUGUUGCUGUGAGAAAUGUGGCAUCGAUAGCAGGGAACUUGAUGAUUAAGAAUCAGCACAACUGGUUCGCUUCGGAUAUCUACUUACUAUUAGAAACAAUUGGAGCACAAGUUACAAUACAGAAGAAUAUGAACGCGAAGCAGACGCUGACGAUGCAGCAGUUUCUGAAGGUUAAUAUGAGGGGAUAUGUCAUUUGGAACAUCAUGAUGCCACCUUUGUGUAACAGCAAACAUCUAGUUAUGUUUAAGGUUAUGCCUCGCUCGCAGAACUCACAUGCUUAUGUAAAUGCGGGUUUUUUGUAUAAUUUAUCAACUGAUAAUGUAGUGAAAUGUGCAAGAAUGGUAUUCGGAGCUCUCUCUCCUACAAAUGCUAAGUCUAAUUUCAGUCGCGCCAGUGCCACCGAAAAAUUUUUGGUCGGAAAGAAGCUUUUUACCAAUGAAACACUCACAUCAGCAAUAAAAAUAUUGGAACAAGAGUUGGUGGUUGAAUAUAAUCCACCAGAUCCUUCAGUCGAGUAUAAAAAGAACGUUGCUAUAGGUUUAUUUUACAAAAGUCUACUAACACUUUCUCCGGAAACAAAUCUUAAUACCCGAUACAAAUCUGGAGCUAUCAAUUUGCACGAUACACGCCCAGUGUCUAAGGCUACUCAGAUAUUUGAAACUAACCGAUCAGUGUGGCCGGUGACACAACCUAUUGCGAAAGUAGAAGCUUUGAUUCAAUGUGCAGGAGAGGCUUUUUAUACCGAAGACUGGCCCAACAUACCGAAUGAAGUUUUUUGUUCUCUAGCACUUAGCACAGUAGGCGUGGGUGAUAUCGUAUCCAUCGAUGCAAGCGAAGCCUUGGCUUAUCCUGGAGUGAUAGCUUUCUACACCGCAAAAGACAUUCCUGGAAUCAAUUCUUUUACACCAACAGAUUCAUUUUUAUAUUCAAAGUCUGAAGAAGUUUUAGCAUCAACCUCAGUGAAGUAUUUCAAUCAGCCAAUCGGUAUAAUAGUAGCUGAAACCCGUUACAUUGCUGAUAGAGCUGCUAAAUUAGUGAAAGCAACAUAUACAAAUGUUAGAGAGCCAGUCUUAGAUGUAAGACAGACUAUAGGUGAUUCAAGUAGAAGUACUCUAUUUACUCAAGUGGAAGCUACUGAUAGAGGUACAGAUGAAGUGAGAGUAAUUAGAGGAGCUAAUUCAAUUUAUUCUCAAUACCAUUUUACUAUGGAAACACUGACAACGGUAGUUUUACCUUCUGACGAUGGUCUUGAUGUGUACUGUGCAUCGCAAUGGAUGGAAGGAGCACAGUUGAUGAUUUCACGAGCUUUAAACAUGCAGCAAAAUAGCAUUGAUGUACAUACUCGACGUAUUGGUGGUGGCUACGGGCUUAAAUUAUCUCGUAGUAUUCAAGGUGCCAUUGCUGCAGCACUAACUGUGAAGAAACUCAACAGACCAUGUCGAUUCAUCCAGUCGUUGACUACUAAUAUGAGAGCCGUAGGCAAGAGACUGCCUUGCUACUCAGACUUUGAGGCUGGCGUGAAUAGUUCAGGAGAAAUUCAAUACAUUAAUUCUAGGGUAUUUGAAGACAAUGGAUACGAAACAAACGAACUGCUGAUUUUGCUUGGUGUUGGAGAAUUUAACAACGCUUACAACAGGGCUCGCUGGAAUUAUACAAGUUAUGAUAAUAUAACGGAUACGGCUAAAAAUACAUGGACGAGAGCACCAGGUACUUUGGAACAUAUAGCCAUGGCUGAACUAGUGAUGGAACAAAUCUCUUAUGAAAUGAAUCUAGAUCCUUUAGAUGUCAGGCUAGCCAACUUAGAUGCCAAAUACAGAAACGAUAUGAGAGAAAUGGUGGACAACAUUAUUGUACGGUCCGAUUAUGUCAAAAGGCGAGAGCUUGUCAAUCAAUUCAAUGCAGCAAACAGAUGGAAAAAGAGAGGUUUAAGGUUCGCUUUUCUUCGUUGGACUCCAGUCGGAGGAGUAAACUUUUACAUCAAUUUGUCAGUUUUUCGAGGAGACGGUACUGUAGUUAUAACCCAUGGUGCUAUUGAAAUGGGACAAGGAAUUAAUACAAAAGCCGUCCAAGUUGCAGCUUAUCUUCUGAACAUUCCUGUUGAGAAAAUUCUAGUUAAGGAAAACAAUACUGUGAUAGCUCCAAAUUCAUAUUUAUCUGGUGGCAGCGUUAUGAAUUAUAAUGUUAUUGUUGGAGUGUCAAGAGCUUGCAAACAACUUUUAAAUAGGUUGCAACCAAUCAGAGAUCAAAUGGAUAAUCCUACGUGGGAAGACUUAAUUACAAAAGCGUACAAUGAUAACGUGGACCUACAAGCUCAUGGGUUUACGACUACGGACGAGGAUUAUCCAUAUGAUGUUUAUGGAGUAGCAUUAGCAGAAGUGGAAUUAGAUGUGUUAACAGGAGAGUUUGAACUACUGAGAGUGGAUCUCUGUGAAGAUGUCGGGCAGAGUGUUAGUCCUGAAAUCGACAUUGGUCAAGUGGAAGGAGCAUUCAUAAUGGGCAUGGGUUAUUGGACGAGUGAACACUUGGUCUACGCUCCAACAGGUGAACUCCUGACUAAUCGUACUUGGAACUAUCACGUACCACUAGCCAGGGAUAUUCCUCAAGAUUGGAGAGUAUACUUUAGGAAGAAUUCCUACACGGAGGAUAUAAUUUUUGGCACUAAGUGUAUUGGAGAGCCACCAAUGUGUAUGGCUGUCGUUGUUGCAUUUGCCUUGAGAGAAGCUAUUGUAGCAGCUAGACUAGAGUCGGGGAUUCCAACCACACAAUGGUAUCAAGAGGAUGGGCCCUACACUGUGGAAAGAAAUCAUUUAUUAACAUCGACAAAUCCUGCAGACUUCAAAUUUAAUUAA
This is a messenger RNA of Spodoptera litura, 3823 nucleotides long. RefSeq lists its product as uncharacterized. The record is from RefSeq and is a predicted model, not a curated record. Gene Ontology annotation, molecular function: iron ion binding; 2 iron, 2 sulfur cluster binding; FAD binding. NCBI's taxonomy places the organism in Eukaryota, Metazoa, Arthropoda, Insecta, Lepidoptera, Noctuidae.